CCAGCCCAGGGAGCCAAGCCCUAGGCCCUACCCUCUACUCACUGUGGCCCCAAAUUCCCAACUGCUCCUCCUCUUCCCCGUCGUCUUCCUCCCCGACUCCGUCUCCGUCUCCGUCUCCGUCCCCGGCCUCCCCCUCCCCCUCCCCCAGCCCCAAUUCUCCGUCUCCUCCUCCUGUCCCUCUCCGCGUCCGAGGGUUGCAGCCCUCCGCAUCCGCCGGACCCCACCGGGAAUGGCGGCGUGAGGAGGUCCCCGUACUUACUAGGGUUCUUCGGCCCGGGAGGCCAAGGGGACACCUGGUUGGACUUUGGAGCGAGGGGCCCGCCAUGGCGACCGACGUGCCCAUGACCCCGGAGCUCGAGCAGAUCGACGGAGAGAUCCACGACAUCUUCCGCGCCCUCCAAAAUGGAUUCCAAAAGAUGGAUAAGAUUAAAGAUUCAAAUAGGCAAGCUAAACAGUUGGAAGAUCUUACUGUGAAAAUGAAGGAGUGCAAGCGCUUGAUCAAAGAGUUUGAUCGCAUUCUCAAAGACGAGGAGUCAAAUAAUCCACCUGAGAUCAACAAGCAGCUAAAUGAUAGAAAACAGUUCAUGAUCAAAGAGUUGAAUUCCUAUGUCACCUUGAGGAAAACAUAUCAAAGUAGCCUUGGUAACAACAAUAAGAGGGUUGAGCUCUUCGAUAUGGGUGCUGGAAGUAGUGAGCCUGCUGUUGAGGACAAUAUUCAAAUGGCAUCAGCCAUGACAAAUCAACAACUCAUUGAUGCUGGAAGGAACCAAAUGGACCAAACAGAUCAAGCUAUUGAACGUUCAAAAAUGGUUGUAGCACAAACUGUUGAGACUGGAGCUCAAACUGCUGCUACAUUAACAGCGCAAACAGAGCAAAUGAAGAGAAUUGGUAAUGAGCUAGAUACUGUCCACUUUUCACUGAAGAAAGCUAGCAAACUAGUGAAAGAGAUUGGUCGCCAGGUAGCGACUGACAAAUGUAUCAUGGCAUUCCUCUUUCUUAUCGUUGUGGGUGUGAUUGCUAUCAUUGUUGUUAAGAUCGUCCAUCCGAAUAACAAAAACAUCCGAGACAUUCCAGGACUGGCUCCGCCUGCUCAAAACUACCAGAACAGGAGAUUAUUGUGGGCAGAAGCUUUCAUAGGUCCGUGAUGACUGUAAAUGUAGGCUUCAUGCAGGCAGGUGCACUGCUUGCGAAGCAGCAGCUAUCCAUAGGGCAAAAGAUAUGGAGUAACAAUUCUUUGUGCUUGUAUAUUUUUUCUGUCAAGUAGCCCUAGGUCUGUAUUCCUGCUCCUGGUGUUUGUGCACCGCUGGCCGUUUCGUUGUGUAUAUGCAACAGAGAUGAGUUAAACCAAACCAGUAAUUAUGACAGAAUACCUGAAAGAGUUAUAGUGGUGAAAUUUCAUGCUUA
Molecule: messenger RNA, 1404 nt
Organism: Sorghum bicolor (sorghum)
Lineage: Eukaryota; Viridiplantae; Streptophyta; Magnoliopsida; Poales; Poaceae
Product: novel plant SNARE 13
Exons: 10
Coding region: 324-1145 (273 amino acids)
Biological process (GO): vesicle fusion; retrograde vesicle-mediated transport, Golgi to endoplasmic reticulum
Cellular component (GO): Golgi apparatus; ER to Golgi transport vesicle membrane; endoplasmic reticulum membrane
Molecular function (GO): SNAP receptor activity; SNARE binding
Source: RefSeq, a predicted model, not a curated record